CAUGCCGUCAAGUGUCAAACGCAUCAACAAGGGAGCUCAAACGCGUGAUUGUUACAGGCAGAACAUUGAGGUGCUCUUCUUACAAAAUUCAGUUUUAUUUCGGAAAUUUACCCUACAAAUUUAACUCAAAAUGUACUUGAUGUACGACGUUAACGAGAAUGGCGAGCGCGUGUACACGCUGAAGAAACAUAACCCCGAAGGCAAGCCAAACCAGUCGGCCCAUCCGGCGCGGUUCUCGCCGGAGGAUAAGUUUUCCCGCCACCGAAUCAUCAUCAAGAAGCGCUUCGGACUGCUGCUGACGCAAAAGCCGGAGCCCGUUUACUAAAUUAGCGUUAGGAUUACAUUUGUUUAAGAUUAAGGAAUAAAGGAUUUAUGGGAUAAUUUGA
This is a messenger RNA of Culex quinquefasciatus (southern house mosquito), 386 nucleotides long. RefSeq names its product H/ACA ribonucleoprotein complex subunit 3 (gene Nop10). Gene Ontology annotation, molecular function: box H/ACA snoRNA binding; telomerase RNA binding. The coding region runs from base 131 to 325 and encodes 64 amino acids. The transcript has 2 exons. Lineage: Eukaryota; Metazoa; Arthropoda; Insecta; Diptera; Culicidae. Gene Ontology annotation, biological process: rRNA pseudouridine synthesis; snRNA pseudouridine synthesis; positive regulation of telomerase RNA localization to Cajal body. The record is from RefSeq and is a predicted model, not a curated record. Gene Ontology annotation, cellular component: box H/ACA snoRNP complex; box H/ACA telomerase RNP complex.